UUACUCCCCAGAGCUCGCAGAAACUGCCAGUUUGUCCCGGGCAAUUACUGAGAGAUGGAAUUUGAUAACUCUCAUGUCUCACAGUUUCACUGCCCCGCCGUGUAUCUACCAUCGACGAUUGUGGUCGGCGCUAGCGCACACCGUGCCAAGACAGCAAUCGCCUUGAACCUCCCGCCUCCAACACCCUCGCCGCCCUCAAUUGGACACAGCAUUCCGUGGGAAGUCUUGCGGCAAGGGAUGACCUGAACAGACACAUUUGUGGGCGUGGAGGCCGCGCUGAUAACUAUUUGCUCCUGCACCGUACCUCUCGUAAUUGCACUCACCUGCCCCGCUAACCACCAAUUGCAUUCCGUCCAUCCUCCCCAUUGGCAGACCCUCCACCCACGACACGGGGACCCGGCUCCACAGCAUCCAUACCGACCUUUCCACCCUGCAUGAGCUGACGGUUCCAAGCACGUCCGCCAGACAAUGCACCCUCACAGCGAGCUACCCUCGCUUCGAGCCACUGUCCGACUUGAAGGCAAAAAUAUCAUCAAUCAAACGCAGUGGUACGAUGUCAAGUUCUAUCCUUACACAGCGCCCGGCGUGGACCCCAUAUUCGCUGCCACAGGAGGACGCUUUACUAUCAUCUGUCGAUGCGUGCUCGAGAGCAACAACUCCGUCGAGGUUCUGCGGCUCUUUAAGGAUGAGCAGGUGGAGAACCCGGAUGGAGAGCCUUUCUGCUUCAAUAGUCUAGAGUGGUCGCAAGCCGAAAAUGGAGAUCCCCUUGUUUGCGUCAGCGGGAAUAUGUCCCAGAUCAAGGUUCUGAAUGUCAUAACAGGGGAACUGGUGACAACGCUCAUAGGCCAUGGUUCCCAUAUAAACGAUCUCGCAAUGUCACGUAUCAACCCCUCCAUUUUGGCCUCUGCCUCCAUUGAUCACAGUGUCCGGAUUUGGAGUCUCAACCCUGCCCACAAGAAGCAGCCAACCGCAGCAAUAUGCUUCGGACAAGGCCACAAGGACCAGGUGCUCACCCUUGCCUAUCAUCGCAAGGGCCGAUAUGUACUAUCAGGAGGGAUGGACACAAGAGUAAACUUGUGGAUGGUGCCAGAUAAUCUGGAAGAGCGUAUGGGGACCGACAAGCCCGCGAUGAUCCACUAUCCGCACUUCUCCACCACUGAGAUCCAUACCGACUUCGUAGAUUGUGUCCACUUUUUCGGAGACGUCAUCAUAUCCCACGCAGCGCGCGAAUACAUAAUUCUCAUGUGGCGCAUUGACGGCUUCAACUCAGACCGCGACCCCCCAGGCCCAGCACCAAUCCCUCCCUCCCAAGCCGUGAACAGCCACUCCAAAGUCUCUGUGCCCACGUCCUCCAUAUCCGGAACGCGCUCAGCCUGGGGCGGUCGCUUCCAGCGCCUCCUCCAGUUCGACCUCCCCGAUCACAAUCAGUUCUACAUCCGCUUCAACAUCUUCCACGCAAUCGGCGCCCACCCCAUUCUCGUCGCCGGAAACGAAAACAGCAAGCUUUUCUUCUGGGAUUUGCAGCGCCUCGAAGACGCGGGCAUCGGCGACGACCCCUCCGUCUCCGCCUCCUCUUCCGCCGUACAGUCAACGAGCUCAGGUCACAUAGGCGUAGCGACCACGAAGCUCGGGCGUGGCGGGAAGGCAGCGAAAGCAGCGAAAGCAGCGAACGCAGCGAAAAUAACAAAAAUUCCGAAAAUUCCGAACCGGGGCAUCGGCGACCCUUUUCGCUCCGUUGAACCGCACAAGGAGAUCACAAUUCAGGGGUAUACUUUCGUGUUCCGCCAGAUGGCUUGGAGUCCCGAUGGGCAGUGGUGCGUUGCAACGGGGGAUGUGAGUUUGAUCCACAUAUUGCAUCGGUGGGAAGAUGGGGUUCCGCCGCCGGAGGUGGGCGCUGGGGACGGGAGCGUGAUGGAGAGGGUUGUCAACCCGUCGCUGGAGACGGCAUAGAAUGAAUUUGGAGAUGAGAAGCGCGUAUGGCUGGGGAAUUGAAAUAUUGGUACUUUGAAUGCCCGAGCGGCACCGUGGCAGUUAUUUCUUGAAUGCGCUCUAUCAUCACGGUGGCCAAUCUGGGUGCUUCUGUGAAGGGCGUUGUAGGCCCCUAGCAUGAAAACUCGAACUAACUCUACGUCCGUAGAAGCUACGCUGACGCCGACGUCGACAUUACGCGCUCUUGUAGCCUUAUACUCUACUCUUCCUACAAUCAUGCCUCCUAUAUUCUGUUC
This is a messenger RNA of Trematosphaeria pertusa, 2225 nucleotides long. RefSeq names its product WD40 repeat-like protein. Lineage: Eukaryota; Fungi; Ascomycota; Dothideomycetes; Pleosporales; Trematosphaeriaceae. The record is from RefSeq and is a predicted model, not a curated record. Gene Ontology annotation, biological process: negative regulation of transcription by RNA polymerase II. The coding region runs from base 469 to 1950 and encodes 493 amino acids. Gene Ontology annotation, molecular function: protein binding; nucleosome binding. Gene Ontology annotation, cellular component: ESC/E(Z) complex. The transcript has 11 exons.